UGAGUGGUUUGUUUGCAGUCGUUAGUAAUUUAUUUACUGUCGGUUUUAUUUUGUUGUUCCUUCGUUUAUCUGCUUAUGCUCUACUUUUAAGUUAAAAUCUCUAUAAAAUGAAAUAUCUAAUAUGGUUUGUGACGUUUAUUUCGUUUUUAAGUCAUAGUCUAGCACUAUGGUGCUAUCAAUGUACGGCAGCUACGCCUGGGUGUAUGGAGCCAUUCAACUGGCGCGGUGUAGGUUACCUCGGUAACCCAUGUCCUGAUAAUGAAGAUAUUUGUGUCAAGCUCAUUGAACGAAAAGGAGCACAAGAAGUAAUAACAAGAGAUUGCUUGAGCAACUUUAGAGCUUUUCGGACAGACAUUCCUGCAGACACGUAUGAAGGUUGCAGACCAGCUGCCCGGGAUGUAAAUCUAGCAAACUAUGUCAAUAACAGCAUAAAGGAACUUGAUAUUAAAAGGGACUGGUAUGAUGAGACAAUAUGGUGUUUCUGUUUCCUUGACCAUAGAUGUAAUGGGGCAUCAAGUAUGGCAACAAUGGCGUUACUAAUCCCAUCAUGCAUUGUGUUUCUAUUCACUAAAAUGAUGUUCUGAUACACAGACUACAAACAUCACACAAUGAUGUUACACCAAAAAGGUUUUUACUAAGCAGACAAAAAUGGAACCUCUAUGGAGUUUCUAUGACAAUAAUAAGAAAAAAAAAGAAUCUCAAUAAAACAAAUCCAUUUUAGAUGUAUUCUGUUAAUAGAGUAAUUAGAAAUGCACAAGUGACCUUAUUAUGAAAGCAGACAGCUUUAUUAUGAUCUGAAAUAAAUACUAAUAAUUAAGUCCCUAAGGUGGCUAUCAAGCUAAAGUAUGUGUACAUAUUUUAACAAACAAAGAUUUUAAGUGCAAAAUAUUGUAAACAAGCCUUUAUAGUAAAAUUAAUAUUUUAUAAAUAUGUUGCAAUAACUUUAUAUCCAAUCAAUGUCAUCAUUAUGUUCGGCAUUUUAUUUAGAUAAUAGAUAAUUCUGAUUUUUGAGAAGUAACAUUUUUUUAUAAAAUAAAAAAUUAAAGGUUUUGAAACAUUUUUUAUGUGGUGUCUUGUAGUUCAAGUUAUUGCCCUGCAGAAAUAUUAUUAUACUUUGACAUACAAAUUAUGUAAAUAAUCUACUAUAAUGUACUACCAUGUAAUUAAUAUUAGUAAGAUUGAAUCAAUCAUGCACAUUUUUAUAUUUUUUAAACUACAUGAUAUUUUUUAAGCAGGAAACAUUCCAGUAUGAAACAUAGUAUUUUAACAAAUCCGUCCAGUUACUAUUGUUUUUAAUAGUUAAGAUUUAAGUGCCUCAUUGAACUUUGUUCUUUAAGACUGUAGUUUUGUACGCAAUAUUUUAUAUUUUAAUUCAAUUUAUACGCUUUAUAGAAAUAUAUCUAUAUAGGUUGUAAAUGUCACAGCUAAAAAUGUUUUAUUACAACUUACAAAGUGAAAUAAAUGGUUUUAAAUACA
Messenger RNA from Spodoptera litura, 1476 nucleotides. RefSeq names its product QVR superfamily protein crim (gene crim). Lineage: Eukaryota; Metazoa; Arthropoda; Insecta; Lepidoptera; Noctuidae. Gene Ontology annotation, biological process: sleep; regulation of synaptic transmission, cholinergic; positive regulation of voltage-gated potassium channel activity. The record is from RefSeq and is a predicted model, not a curated record.